AUGCCAACAAAGAAGAAACAGAUCAUGCCAGACACAGCAGACAACAACAAGGCGACCCAGUGGUCGAGUGAACAACAGCCAGGAAAUCCCAUUCCUGGGUUGAUCAAAUGCAUCGGAAAUGUGAGGGCCUUGAUGGAUGAGAACAGCAAUCUCAAACUCCAGCUACAAGACUACAAGGAACUGAAGAAGGAACGAGACUCCUUGCGCGACCAACUGGAAGAUUCAAGGGCCGAUCGGGAACGUCUCCAAUCGCAGCUGGAUUCUUCACUGACAGAAGAAGAGAACAAGAAGAUUCUUCCAGCCAAGGACGGCACCAAAGACUUGCUUGAUCACUUCAACCAGAAAGAUCAUUGUAUCACGGAACUUGCCGACCAAAUUGCUCGCGCCAUCAAGACUCCGGCCCAAACAAGCAUUUUGCGAAACGACAGUGACCAUCCUGUCGUGGUUAUUGCCCAAAAGGAAGAAGAUGCCUCAGAGUUGGAUGCGUUGCCUGCGGCUGUUGAAGAGGAGGGCGAAAUGGAUACGGAUGCGUUGGUGAAUGCUCUCAAGGAUGCACCACUUGGUCCAACUUUGACGGCUGCUGAAGAGGGAGGCAAAAUGGACAUUCACGCAGAGAUGGAUGCUGCCGGCCUCGAUGAUGAACAGCAACGGCUAGUAAGUGACAAACCAUCAUCUGGGAACAACCAAACAGGUUCGGAGUCCAUGACUGCCCGCAAGGAACAUGUUGCCACAGCUGCUCCCGCGCCAUAUUCUAGUGUGUCGUCGACCGCAGCGCUUCCUAUUGGAGAUGGUAUUGCCACUGCUCAAAAGUUGGUUGCAAACGAUGGAGGCAAUCAGCCGAAUGCCACAUCUGAGGAAGACCCAAGCGGCAAUCCAGGAUCGGAGACAGCGACCAAAACCCACACCGAGACAAGUGUGUUACCACACGAUGUUGUUGGUUCUGUUGCCAGUGACAAGGAAAACGACACUGCAACACAAGUUGCUCCCCAAAAGGCCAGGAUGACCCUGAGUGCUAGAAAGAAGAGAUGGAGCCUUUCUCCCCAAAGGGCCAAGAUGACCCUGAGUGCUAAAGAGAAGUGUGCAAAGCAGAUUUUAGGCCCUUGUGAACCUGUGGAAGACCGGGCGGGAGACCAGGUGGCUGAGCACGUUGCAAACCCAAAGCUCAGGAUGAUGACUGAUGCUGAAAUGGAGGAAUUAAGGAAGAUGUUGGGCUGA
Messenger RNA from Seminavis robusta, 1215 nucleotides. NCBI's taxonomy places the organism in Eukaryota, Bacillariophyta, Bacillariophyceae, Naviculales, Naviculaceae. The record is from the annotation of a GenBank genome assembly.